Homarus americanus (American lobster) is the source of this 1055-nucleotide messenger RNA. RefSeq lists its product as uncharacterized. Lineage: Eukaryota; Metazoa; Arthropoda; Malacostraca; Decapoda; Nephropidae. The record is from RefSeq and is a predicted model, not a curated record. The coding region runs from base 216 to 980 and encodes 254 amino acids. The transcript has 7 exons.
CCACUUCCACCAGGAUAGACUGGGUUCGCUGUUGACCACAGACACACCAGGUACAUCUCUCCUCAGCAGGCAGGAAGACCAGGCGUUGGUGAACUUCGAGGCGCCAGCAUCCAUUACGCUGAAGUAUCAAGUGUCAAUAUUAUUUUCGACAGCGAGAAGAUUAAUAUUGAAUUUAAUGUGAUAUUUUUGUUGGUGAUAAACAUUAAAGAAGCAGAAUGGGAGGCUACGGAAGUUCGGGUAUCUUUGGCGCGUUUGCUAACACAUUUGGCGGAGGACUGACUGAUGCCUAUAGCGGAGGUGGCUUCGGAGGGCUGGGUGCUGCAGACGGUAUCGACAAAUGGUUGAUUGGAGGAGUUGGUUCCGCUUCUGGCCACAGUGGAGAAGGGUACAAAGAGAAGUCCAUCGACUGUAACUCAGCUCUUGGACUCAUUGGUCUACUUGGACUCAUUGAAUUACUCAGGGAUGUGAUAGGAAAUGUGAUAAAGGUAGAUGAAAAUGACAAAGACGAAACGAGAAGAAAGAGAGACAUAGGUGAGGAUAUAUCCGGCCUGCCUCUAGUGAGCUUCUUAGCCGGUGGUGGAGCCGGCCGUCUCCUACACACACUGCCUGCUGUAGUCUUGCCCAUGUUGCACAGCGCGGUAGAUGUGAACGACGGCUUCGAGACCCAGGAAUGUCUACAACUCAGUGUGUGUGAAGCAAACCGCGUUCUUCUAAAGGAAUCCUACACCAACGGAGGAGGAGCCCUUGGAGGUGCUGUAGGAGGCCUGGUGUCCUCCCUGCUGAGCCAAGUGGUCGCUAAGUCCUUCACGAGCGACCAGGAGACUUAUUUGAAGGCGUUGAAGGCGGCAGAAGCUGGGAGGAAGGGAGAGAACUGUAGGAAGGCGUUUUAUGGAUGUCAGGAUCUAAAGUCACAACAUACACCUCUUGAGGGCGUUAAUGUGACCAUGUUAGUCCAACAGCACCUGCUACAUGCCACCUAAACCUGUGUGUGUUUGUGGGGGUUAAUUAAUCGAUAAAAUAAUGUAAUGAAAACAGCAAUAAAAUUUUGUCUCUUA